Contarinia nasturtii (swede midge) is the source of this 1391-nucleotide messenger RNA. It is a transcript of the gene La, whose product is annotated as la protein homolog. The record is from RefSeq and is a predicted model, not a curated record. The transcript is spliced from 2 exons. Lineage: Eukaryota; Metazoa; Arthropoda; Insecta; Diptera; Cecidomyiidae. The coding region runs from base 118 to 1218 and encodes 366 amino acids. Gene Ontology annotation, molecular function: RNA binding. Gene Ontology annotation, cellular component: ribonucleoprotein complex; cytoplasmic stress granule; nucleus. Gene Ontology annotation, biological process: positive regulation of translation; RNA processing.
UGAUAUCAAAUCGUAUUUAGUUUGUGUGUCUACUACACGUGGUUUUACACAUUGUGAAAUUUUAAAAAGUAAAAUAUAAAUAUUUACGGUGAAAAAAAUUGAAUAAAUCAAUUUAAAAUGGCAACAGUUAAUCCCGUUGAUGAUGUUAGCGUCGAACCAGAAGCUAAAAAACAAAAAUUGGACGAAGAAUCGGUUGAAGCGGUUUGCGUUGAAGCAAAAAUCGAAAGUGCUGACGAUACAUCGAAUGCAACAAAACUUCAACAAAGUAUUAUCGAUCAGGUUGAAUACUAUUUUAGUGAUCCAAAUCUAUUUCGCGAUAAAUUUUUAACCGCUGAAAUUGAAAAGAAUGAAGGAUGGGUUGCAAUCACCACAUUGACGACAUUCAAACGUUUAGCCGCAUUAACAACAGAUGUUAAAGAAAUCAUUGAUGCAUUGGAUAAAUCCGAUUCGGGUUUGUUGGAAAUCAAUGCGGCACGUGACAGUGUUCGUCGUCAUCCCGAAAAUCCGUUGCCCGAACGAAAUGAAGAAACACGCAAAGAAAUCAUUUCACGUUCAGCAUACGUAAAAGGUUUUCCAAAGGAAAUGGAAAUGCCGGAAUUCAUUGAAUUCUUCAAGGAUUAUCCAAAAGUGGUACAUGUCACCAUUCGCAAAUAUUUGGAUAAACCAACCAAAACAUACAAGUCAAAAGGUAGCGCAUUUGUAACAUUCAGUACACGUGAACAAUGUGCCGCAUUUUUGUCACAAGAUGUCAAACACAAGGAUACCGAAUUGAUUACAAAAUGGCAAUCCGAUUACUAUGCUGGCAAAAAGACCGAACGUGAAGAAUUGAAAAAAGAGAAACAAGCCAAACUCGAUCCGGAUAUUGAAUUGCCAAAGGGUACCGUUCUACUCAUCACCGACAUUAAGCCGGACAAUACGCGUGAAAUCAUCAAAGAAGCAAUUGAAAAAUUCGAAACGGAAGUGGCAUUCGUUGAAUUUGCAAAAGGUGAUGAACGCGCCCAUGUACGUUUGACCAAUGAAAAUGCUGGCAAAGAUCUGUUGGCCAAAUUGACCGAUGGCAAAUUGAAAUUUGGCGAAAAUGAAUCACCAGUCAGUUUGCUUGAAGGUGAAGACGAAGAAAAAUAUCUGAAAGAUUGUGUUGAAAAAAUGAAAUUACGCCGCCGGGGCAACAACAGAAACAACAAACACCAUAAAUUCAGUAGCCGAAAACGAGAUUAAUCAUCCGACGAUUCACUAACACCUACAUACAUUAAGAAUACAUCAUUUUAUAUACGAAUGUAUAAAUUACUAAUUUUCAACUGAAUUUCAAUUCCAGAAUUUUUCUCUUUUCUUAUUUUUGUUUCUUCUUCUUCUUCUUAAAAUUAAAGAAAUAAAAAAAACUAUGAAAUUUA